Messenger RNA from Durusdinium trenchii, 1318 nucleotides. NCBI's taxonomy places the organism in Eukaryota, Dinophyceae, Suessiales, Symbiodiniaceae. The record is from the annotation of a GenBank genome assembly.
UGCAAACAUUGGCAAACCCUAACGGGCCUGUUUUGGGGCGCCAUGGGCGGGGCGCCAUCGGCGGAAGGGCCGCCGGCGAACUUCUUUGCACAGGGGCUGCCGGAAGCAUUGGAUUGGAGGACCUUGAUGAAGCUGGUCUUUCAGCCCAGCCACGAGGCCAUGCUGAUGUUCACCUCGGAGCGCGAGCGUCCGGGCCAGUGCUGCCCACGCAAGGUGGUGCUCACCCUGCGGGGCAACGAGGUGGCUGCGCAGCCGGUGGACGGCGAUGGCGCGCCUCCGACGCGGAGACGUAGUCCAGGGGUGGUGUCGCAGAAAGGCAACAAGGCGCAGCCGAAUCAGGACUGUGCUUUCUAUUUCGAUUUUAAGGACAGUGAUGGCGCCAAGAUUUGGUGUGCCUGUGUCAUGGAUGGCCAUGGGCCUCUGGGACACGAGAUGUCCACGCUGGCCAUGCAGUGGCUACCUUUGUUGAUCCUUCGGGAGCCCCUGCUGGCCUCGGAGCCGGGACGUCUCGUGCCGUUGAACCCACAGACCGUCUUCUCAGCCAUCGAGGCGGCGUUCGAGAAGAUGGGGACUUUGAUGCAGAAGGCCUCCUCCUCGGGCUGGGGCCCCCGCAGCUACAGCGGCGCCACCUGCACCUUUGCGCUCGGCGCUCGGGGUUUGCUUCACACGGCGAACAUCGGCGAUUCCAGGUUAGUCCUGGGCACCUUGUCUUCGAGCAAGUCUGUGGACUAUCGCCUCCUCACCAGAGACCACAAGCCCGAGGACCCCGAUGAGCGUGUACGAAUCGAAGCACAGGGUGGUAUUGUCGCCCGCCAGCGCGUGUAUUUGGACGAAUGGCCUUAUGUGGGCCUCAACAUGUCCCGGUCUUUGGGAGAUGCCAAGCUCCACCAAGUGGGCGUCUCUGACGUGCCCGAUGUGAGCACGGUGUUUCUGGACGCCGUCAAAGGCGAAGAGGAGCACAAGCCGCAGUUCCUGGUCGUGGCCUCUGAUGGUGUAGGUGACUUCACCACGGCGGAGGAGGCAGCGACGUUGGUGGGCCGCUGCCUGCGCAAGGGCCAAGGCCCACAGACAGCUGCAGAGAUGCUGGUGAGACAUGCUCAAGAGGCUUGGCAGGCUGAGACGCCGGAGCUGGACGAUAUCACCGCGAUCGUGGUGGACAUCGACUAGGCCGGUGAGACUUGGAGGAAGCCGGCGUCGCCCGCUCCGCGGACGUCACAAAGUACUGGACGACCUGCGACCGCGGGCCGCCUUCGGAGCGCCCAAAAGAAGGGGCCGCCUUCGGAGCGCCGACUGGACGACCUGCCACGGAGGAAUUGGA